This is a messenger RNA of Menidia menidia (Atlantic silverside), 1322 nucleotides long. The record is from the annotation of a GenBank genome assembly. Lineage: Eukaryota; Metazoa; Chordata; Actinopteri; Atheriniformes; Atherinopsidae.
GCUAAUCCAUGCAGCCGUUUGCUUCACACCAGGGGGAAAUAUGUCUCACCUGAUCAUUUGGCUGACAGUGUCAGGUUGCAUUACUUUGUGUUUAUCUAGUUAUACUUCCCGUAAGUAUUACCUGAUAGAUGAUAGAAAGAACUGGACAGAUGCUCAAAGGUACUGCAGGGAAAAGUUUGAUGAUCUUGCUGUGAUUGCAAGUCAAGACGACCUCGAUGUAAUGGUAAAUCUGACAAAUGCGAGGGGUGUGACAGCAGAGAUUUGGGUCGGUUUGAGAAAAACUGGGCCUCCAUCUUGGCUGUGGUCUGCUGGAGAGACUCAGAGCGGCCCUGGAUCAGUCGACUGGACAAACUGGGCUACAAUACCCCUUUCCACUGAAAACUGUGGAGGAAUGCUGGCUGAUGGGAAAUGGUUCGGUACAUCCUGUGAAACAACACACCCUUUCGUAUGUGAGGAAGACAGUGGGUCCAUGGAGGUGUACAUUGAAGGGAAAACUUGGAAAAAUGCCCAAGAUCACUGUCGACAGCUAAAAAAAGACUUGGCUGAAGCAAGGAAUGCCGAGCAGAACCUGGCCCUACAGCAAAAACUUAGCAGCUCAUCAGCGGCCUCUGUCUGGAUCGGUUUGUUCAGAGAUGAGUGGAAAUGGUCAGACCAGAGUCCAAGUUCUUUCAGACACUGGGAAAGUUCUCAGCCAAACAAUGAUGGCAACUGCACGCUGUACUACCCUUCUGGAAAGAGCUUCUACGACAGAGGUUGUGCUCAAAACUCUAUCUUUUACUGUUACAGAAAGGAGAAAACAGCAGAGCAGUUCUUUAAAGUGGAAAUCAUGUCAUCUGGAAAUUUGAAUGAUAGUACUGUAUGGAAUGCCAUUUUGAAUGAACUCAAUGCAAAAUAUGAGGGUGUCAAAUUUCAGUGGAAACUCCAGCCAGAUGGAAAGAUUUUCCACAAAAAGAAGAAGAAAGCCGAUGACGCCCGAUGAAAAAAAAAAAAGUUUGGUCAUCCACCGCCUGAUGGAAAACAUGGUGCCAGUGGAUAAAGGGACCUCCUGGCUGUGAGGCACAACUGUCACUGCAAAGUCCAUUUAACAUCACUCCCUUUUUUCACAGCCAAUAUUUACAUACUAACUGUUAAUUUAGUAGCAAAAAGUUGAUUAAGGGUUUAUGUUGCAUUUUCAUUAAUGUAGUUGUGGACCUUUUCUUUUUCCCUCUUUCUUAAAAUGUGGAUCUUGUUGAUCCUAAAGUGUUGAUCUUUUUGUUUAACUUGAGCAUAACAUUAAAUGUGGCAUCUUUCCAGGCAUUGGAAUAAAAAGCUUAAGAAAUGGA